CUAAAAUGGCCACCAUCCCCAUCCCCCAACAACUAGGCUUCGAUGAAGAAGAAACAAAAGCCUUUAAUGAGUUGACCAGACGAGAAAGAAGAAGAUUUGACGCCCUGCCAGAUAACAAUUCAAAAAUUGCUUUUAUUCAAGCCAUGGUGGAAAAAGAAAAAUCUUGGCGUGAAAAAUCG
Funneliformis mosseae is the source of this 179-nucleotide messenger RNA. The record is from the annotation of a GenBank genome assembly. Lineage: Eukaryota; Fungi; Glomeromycota; Glomeromycetes; Glomerales; Glomeraceae.